This is a messenger RNA of Penicillium paradoxum, 2013 nucleotides long. RefSeq names its product T6SS phospholipase effector Tle1-like catalytic domain-containing protein. Bases 1 to 2013 code for a protein of 670 amino acids. NCBI's taxonomy places the organism in Eukaryota, Fungi, Ascomycota, Eurotiomycetes, Eurotiales, Aspergillaceae. The transcript is spliced from 2 exons. The record is from RefSeq and is a predicted model, not a curated record.
AUGAGCUUAUGUUACGAGAACCACGACUUAUCACACAUAUUUCGAAGACCGAAGGAUGCAAAAAUCCAUCCCUGCCGGAAACGUAUCAUCAUUUGCUGCGAUGGAACUUGGCAAUCCGCCGUCUCAGGCAAGAAGAACGUCGCCUCCAAUGUGACGCGCCUUUGCCGCGCUCUAAAUGGAGUUGGAACCGACGAUGAAGGGAACCAGUGGCAGCAGAUAGUCUGGUAUGAUUCGGGAAUUGGUACGACCUCCGGUGCUCUGGGCAAGCAAAUCGAAGGCGCCAUUGGCCAGGGCCUGGAGGGAAAUGUCAUCGAAGCAUAUAACUUCUGUGUCCUAAACUACAACCCCGGCGAUCAAAUCAUGUGUUUCGGUUUCUCGAGGGGUGCGUUCACGGCCCGUGCCAUCGCUGGUCUGAUCUCGGACAUUGGUAUCUGCAGAAAACAGGAUCUGAACCAAUUUCCGAAUCUCUGGAAGAUGUAUAAGAAGAAUAAACCCGGCGAACGGUUCUAUUGCAGUGAUAUCUGGUUUGAAUGGAUGAAUGGAAAGGCCGACGAGAAUCAGGGUGCUGGAGGCGACUGUUUUGUGUUUGAGAAGCGCCCUUCGGGUGAUUGGGCCCAAGAGGGGUCAAGGAACGUGGAGGUUGUGGGUGUCUUUGAUACCGUCGGCGCCAUUGGAAUGCCCGAGGUGCUAGGAGUAAAACUAUCGUCGUGCCUGUGGUGGUCUGAUAGGAGUGCACGCGACAUUGUUGGACUCUCACCAAAUAUCAAACACGCAUUUCAAGCUUUGGCCCUCGAUGAACACCGGAAUGCCUUUUCACCUACCCUGUGGUACCUCCAGAAGCUUGGAAAUGUGACUCCAGAUCAGGUAGAACGUCAAAAGAAAAUGGUCAGAGCGAAGGCCCAAGAAUGGGACGAUCUGUUGCAAAAGGCAAUCCGCCUCAAAGACAGUGGCAAUGCCAGUGAUGAAGACGUCAAUAACGCAGCACGAAAGCUCAACGAGAUCGCUAAAGAGUUAAACGAGGAGAGUCGAAAGUUAAUAAAAUUGGAAGACGAUCGCCGGCAUCAGGCACACCCCCGAACACUGAGACAGGUGUGGUUCCCCGGCUAUCACAUUAAUAUCGGUGGAGGGUCCGACGAUUCCCUGCGAAAUGAAGGUGACAUGGAAGAAAUGUCUAACAUCACCUUCGCAUGGAUGUUGGACCAGAUCAGACCCUACCUGUCGCUCAACGAAGAAUAUGUUCUCCAGGAGAGAGAAGCGUGGGAAUAUUAUAUUUCCAAGCUCGCCGAAACUUCAAAUAACGAUAAUUCCUGGGGAUCAUGGGUUCAGCGCAAGGCUGCAUUCAUAAUCUCGGCCUUCAGACGUCCCACAACUUCUGCUACGCGCAGGGGCACACAUCGAACCUAUGGCUGGGGAACAGGCCAUAUGCAAGACAGCUUUACCCCGUUCUAUUAUCUGAACGGAUCGACGCCGCGCACUCCCGGGCGCUAUGACUCUUUUGAUAAAGAUGGAAACGCACUCGGGGAGUCUUUUGAGUACGUUCAUCCGGUGGUCGGGUUCAGACAAAAGCAGCUCAAGGACUACACGCCGAUUGGACCUGGUGUCAGAUUCAAUCGCCGGGAGGCAGUUGACGAGAAGGGUCAUCCUACUCAUGUUUAUGAUGUAGGCGAUGGCCUGGGCUGCAAGACUUUACCCGAGUGGCGCCUCGGAGGUGUAGAUUCAUAUGAGAGGCUGGCUAUCACUAGCAAGGCUGCAUAUGACUAUAUCGACGAACUGGACCUAUACCUGAAGACCGGUAUUAAGACAGCUCGCCGAUCUGUCUGGGGAGUCGCAGAUAUCGACCUCGGAAUCGAAUCAUCUGAAUCCACUGAGCCUGAACACGAGAGCGUGCAAGAAAUAUGCUUUAGAUCAGAGAGCUUUCGACAGAGUGGUUUCCAAUCUACGUGCUUUGAGGCUAAGGGGUUCCAGUUGAACACCUCGGCAAUUUCAUACAAGCAGACCGUGAUUACGCCAUGA